Rhineura floridana is the source of this 3277-nucleotide messenger RNA. RefSeq names its product DNA polymerase delta interacting protein 3 (gene POLDIP3). Gene Ontology annotation, cellular component: nucleus. Gene Ontology annotation, biological process: mRNA export from nucleus. The transcript is spliced from 9 exons. The coding region runs from base 124 to 1380 and encodes 418 amino acids. Lineage: Eukaryota; Metazoa; Chordata; Lepidosauria; Squamata; Rhineuridae. The record is from RefSeq and is a predicted model, not a curated record. Gene Ontology annotation, molecular function: mRNA binding.
UGGUAGCCAGAGUCGCGAGACAAUGGGGGGGGUGAAGAGAGAGAGAAGAGUGCGAGAUCGGAAGUAGUUGGGUCUCAUAUCCGGACUUCGGUCGCUGCGACUUAUCUGGGGCCUAGCGACAACAUGGCGGACUUGUCUCUGGACGAGCUGAUCAGAAAACGCGGCGUUAAUGUGAAUACGAAGGGGAGGUUGAACACAAGGCCAUUAUUCAGUGGUCGACCUCGAAUUGGAGUCCAACAAACUUUUCUAAGCAGACCAGCGCCAAAUGUUGGUUUCCAGAGGACAUUUGAUGCACGUCAAAAGAUUGGCCUUACUGACGCCCGUCACAAAAUUGGUGUGAAAGAUGCCCGGGAGAAACUGCUUCAGAAAGAUGCCAGGUUUAAAAUCAAAGGAAAAGUGCAAGAUGCCCGGGAAAUGCUGAAUUCCCGAAAGCAGCAGAGUGUUGAGAAGGUGACCAAAGUUGUUGAUGCCAGAGAGAAGAUCAGUCUGAAAAGGAGUGCUCCUAGUGCAGCCAUUGUGAAAACUGCUGUAGAAACAGCGGCCCCUGCCAUGAAGAUCACAAAAACAAUUCAACAGAAGGCUGCAACUCCAUUACACGCUCAUCCUGCGUGCAUGAAGGUCAACAUUGUGAACAAUCACACAAGCAAACAGUGUACAUAUGAUAUGGAAGAUGAUGAUGAAACUUUAUCUCCCCUUCCUAAUAAGCAGAUGAAAAUCACCACCACAAACAGCUUUCUGCACAGUGCGGCUGGACUUGGUGGCAACAAGUUCUCUCUGUCAAAGACAGUUCCCCUCACAAAGGUUGUCCAGAAUGAUGCCUAUACAGCCCCUGCAGCUCCACCUUCCCCCAUCAGGACAAAGGCCCUGACAAAUAUGUCCCGAACCUUGGUGACCAAGGAAGAACCCCCUAAAGAAGAACCACCAGUUGAGCCGGUGUUCAGCCCAUUAGAAGGUACUAAGAUGACUGUGAAUAAUUUGCACCCUCGAGUCACAGAAGAGGAUAUUGUUGAGUUGUUCUGUGUGUGUGGCGCCUUGAAGCGAGCCCGUCUAGUGCAACCUGGGAUGGCUGAAGUGGUAUUUGUGAAAAAGGAAGAUGCCAUUACUGCAUAUAAGAAAUAUAACAACAGAUGCUUGGAUGGCCAGCCAAUGAAAUGCAACCUUCAUAUGAAUGGAAAUAUCAUCACAUCAGAUCAACCUAUCUUGCUUCGAUUGAGUGACACCCCCUCAGUGAAGAAGGAAGGUGAACCACGUCGGACAAGUGCAGGAGCCUCCUCAAAUCCUCCAGCUGAAGUGGAUCCUGAUACCAUCUUAAAAGCACUCUUCAAAUCCUCAGGGACCUCCGCCUCUGUGCAGCCUACAGAGUUCAAAAUCAAACUUUGAGGAGUGGCAGGCGAGGAGCGGACUGGAAAACUUGUUGAGCGUGGGAAAUGGGGAGACAAGUGUGGAAACACAAUUAUUGUUGUGUUUGACCAUGCUGAAACCUUUGUUUUUCUACAGUUGCUACCUUCCUGUACAGUAGUGUUCUCCUUAGUGUAUGUGUUCUGUUUUUAUAGUUGGAGUUUUUGUCCACAUAUUUCUAAUGGAAUAAUCUUCCCUUCCUCCAGUGAGAUAUAUAUCGCCAAGCUUAGACCAUUUAACUCUUUUUUUUCUUUGUGUUAACCACCCCACCUGUAUCCAGCCAGUAACAGUGCAGCUAACAAAGGGUGUGAGAAGCACUUAUUUGGCACUUGCACCCUUUGAGUAAGAGAUGGCUUUUUACUGAUGAAAAACUACACUUCAUUUUCAAUGCAGCUGUAGGUGAGGCCAGAUUAAUACUCUACUCCCAUGCAUUUGACAACAUUUUUAGCUGUUCUCCAUUUGUAAAAUUAGCCGUGGAGGAGCAGCAAAUGUUCUGUCCAUGAGACAACUGAUGAAAGGAACUGUGAAGGCAAUGGGAGUAUGUAUAGGUACAGGAAUACAGCAUGUUCUACACUUCAUCUUCUUCCUUUGUCAUGGUGAUAAUCUGCAACUGCACUGAGAGGAGCAUGCCCUGGCGUUGUGUGAACUUCAGUCCAAGAUGUCUCACAGAUGCUCUGUUUUCAUGAGAAUGCAUGGGCUUUCUUUGGGCAACAGUAAAAUAAUUAUCUUCACUCUGUAUCAUCUACAUUAUGUUCUUGCUAUGAAAUUGUGUAUUAGGAGAGAGGAAAGUGUUUCUUCUGGUUUUAACAAUCAUUUCUCUUCCCUGGUAUCUUACAAGCACUGCAGUGAAUCAGAGUCCUCAUUGUGUCAGCCCUGACAGAAUCUGAUUCACAGCUAUGUUUUGCAGCAUCUGGACCUGGCUUGGAGGCAGCGUCACCAGAACAAAAUUCAGCGAUAGGCCCAUUGGAACUAUUUCAACAGGACUUCCGUUCUUAUUUUACACAACCUUCUCUUAUUCCCCCAAUAAGGGUUGCUUAUCCUAUCUGGAGAUGGACGCACACCAGCCUCUCCUACCUUUAAUGAAUUAUCAAUUGUAAUAAUUGCACCUUCAGUGCUCCACUCCAUUGAGACACAACUGCUGUACAGUGCUAUUGAUUAUUUGUACUGGGGAAGGGUGAGUAUCCCUUGUAAUUGGUAUACAGAGGGGCAUUUACGCACUUGUUUGUCAUGGAACAGGGAUGAGGGAAGGAAAGUGGAAGGAGUUACCUGUAGAGAAACAAGGAGAAUGUACUUUUUGUCUGUGGUUCUCCGACAUGCCAAUUUUUGCUAAGACAAAAACACUUCCUUUUUCUAGCACCUCAUUUAGUCCAGUGAAAAUGGAAAACUGACAAAGGCUCAAGUAUAGUUGUAUUGGUUUUAUACUAGAUCAAGACACAGAUACCUCCAAACUCUGGUUGGGGGCUUGCAUUUUUAUAUGUUCAGCUACAAGAUACAAACAUUCCUGUUCAACUGUGCUAAAACCAUGUAGUGUAUAUAUCUGCUUAUUUCAAUGGUAGAAUCUGCUGCUCUGUGGAUUCUACGUUCCUUUUGGUCUUCAUUCUGUGCAGUUUCUUUGUUUCAUCGACAGGUACACGCUAGUUAGGUCACACUCAUCCUUCACAACAUGGAAGGUUUGUCCCAAUGGGAUUUGCUAAUCUGGAUUACUAAUUUUGGACUGAUCAUAACUUCGCCCUCACUGGGAAACUACAAAUACUAUUUUGUGCAGAACUGCUAUUCUCUGUGUCUGUGUUUCAUUAGCAGUGGUGGUUACAGGGGAAGGGAAGGUUGGGGCUGGAGGACACUAUGUACUAUGUUUCUGAAUAAACGUUUGUUAUACAGA